CAGCAUAGAAAGAGGUAUGUCCACGUGUUCAAGUAGUACAGUACAAGUGCAGUCGGCCAGGAGAAAAGAUGAUGCCAAGCUCAAAGAUAGUUCUUCCAAGCUCUGAUGCUGAGGAAUAUAAUGGAAUUAUGCUUCGUAGCACGAUUUCCCGUAUUGUGAACCCUACACGUGCAAAAGGUGUAUACGGCAGAGAAAUCUACAAGAGUGAGAAUUGUCCAAGUUGGUGGCCAAAUGAUGUGCUGUUUUCUCCUGCGUUCGGGCCCAAUGCUGAAACGAAUGGUAUCGCUCUUGUACGCCUGAGAAAGGUAUUGGCAGCUUUCUUGGAGAAAUGUCCUGAGCAGUACACAAUAUCACCUCCAGUUGAUCAGCAAAACUCUGCCUUGACAGAAUACCCUGCAGUUGGUACAAAGAGAGCCAGGAUGAUGCCAGGCUCAAAGAUAGUUUUUCCAAGCUCUGAUGUUAAGGAAUAUUCUGGAAACAUUCUUCAGAGCGUAAUGUUACGUAUUGCAAACUCUAAAGGUUGGGGCAAAAACUUCUACACAAGUGACAAUUGCCCAAGUUGGUGGCCAAAAGAUGUGGUGUUUGCUCCUAUGACAGGGCACAGAUCUAUUGGUAUUGUCACUAGUGUACACCGGAGAAAGGUACUGGCAGCUUUCUUGGAGAAAUGUCCUGAGCAGUACACAAUAUCACAUAUGACUUGGGUACUCAAUCCCCCCUCUUCCCCACUCGUUGGUGUUAAGCAACCAGUAAGAGAAGUCAGCCCACAAAGUUCCUCUGAAAGUUACUACUCUGAAAGUUCCUCUGAAAGUUCCUCUGAAAGUGAUCAAGAAGAGCCUGACCAAACACCACCUACUAGAGCUAAUCGUACCCGAUCAGUUGGAGCCACAAUCAGCACUGCUUCACAACAUGCAAGCCCAAAGCUUAUCCUACCCAGCUCUUAUGUAAAUGACUACUCUCAACUUGGUCUCAUUUCACUAAUUAGAAAGAUUUUAAAUGCCAAAGGGAGAAAAUUUAAGUACUCCAACGCUAAUUGUCCCAGCUGGUGGCCGACUGAUGUACCAUUCAUUAAGGCGGAAGGUAUGAAAGCCAAGGACAGGGCAAAAGUACUGACAGCUUUUCUGAACAAAUGUCCUGAGCAGUACACAAUAUUACCUCCAGUUGAUCAGCAAAACUCUACCUCGACAGUUGAAACUGACCAACCAGAAGAUACAGUUGAUACGUAUAAAGAUAGGUCUGAUGAAUCUGAUAGUGACCCCGAAGAUCUGGUGAAUAGUCUAGAGCAGCACCUUCUGGAUUCUAGAAAAAGAAGGCUCGAGGCUGAGAGGAAAGUUGAGGAGCUGACGGAAGAAAUCGAACGUCUCAAAGAAGAAAGGAAGUUCAUAGGUUCUAUUGUGAAACGAUCACGACUCCAUCACUAGUGUUUAGUCCCUCAUCCUCAUUGUCCUCAUACCUAACUGUCCAUUUAUUAAUUAAAGAUCAUUUUGUCACCUUCUUAUCAUUUAUAGCACAAUGCAGUUGUAUUAUCACACUUGCCAGUUUAA
This is a messenger RNA of Halichondria panicea, 1541 nucleotides long. RefSeq lists its product as uncharacterized. The transcript is spliced from 10 exons. Lineage: Eukaryota; Metazoa; Porifera; Demospongiae; Suberitida; Halichondriidae. The record is from RefSeq and is a predicted model, not a curated record. Bases 69 to 1418 code for a protein of 449 amino acids.